Emiliania huxleyi CCMP1516 is the source of this 1377-nucleotide messenger RNA. RefSeq lists its product as hypothetical. Lineage: Eukaryota; Haptophyta; Isochrysidales; Noelaerhabdaceae. The record is from RefSeq and is a predicted model, not a curated record. Bases 1 to 1377 code for a protein of 458 amino acids. Gene Ontology annotation, molecular function: hydrolase activity; DNA binding; ATP binding. The transcript has 11 exons.
AUGACGCGCGAGGCGCUCGCCGCAAACACGCUGGUCUCGCUCCCAACAGGCUUUGGCAAGACGUUUGUCGCCGCCGCCGUGAUGCGCAACUUCCUGCGCUGGUUCCCGGACGGGCUGGUCGUCUUCAUGGCGCCGACGCGGCCGCUGGUCCACCAGCAGCGCGACGCGUGCGCCAAGGCGGACCUUCCCGCGGAUGGCGAGGCCGCUCUGCUGACGGGAGAUCUUCCUCCGUCGGAGCGUCGCGCGCUGUGGAGCACGGGGCACGGGAGCGAGGGGCUUGGCGUGGCAGACGGGCGGCGGGUUGUCUGCGUGGCACACCACGCCGCCUCAGCCGGCUACGCGUACGCCAAGGUCGCCGAGCUGCUGCGCGCCGUCCAGCGCGUCGUCCGCACGCUCCGCAUCUGCAGCCUCGAGGCGCGCGCCGAGGGGGACGCCGACCUGCUCGCCCACACGCACUGUCGCGCGGCGCUGCUGCGGUCGCUGCUGCUGCCGCCGGCGGAGGAGGCGGCGGCGAGGCUGCGAGGCGCCCACGCGCUCGACGCUGACCCGUCGUGCGAAAUCGACGCCUCCGCCCUCUGCCGCGCGCGCGCGAGGCUCGAGCGGUGCGCAGAGAAGCUGCUGGCAGACCUCGCCCUCCUCGCCGCGCUGCUGCGAACCACUUUCCGCGCGGCCGUGGCGGCAGGGUACCCCCCGCCCCUCGCCCGCGCGGGCGUCGCGCUCGCUUGCUCGUCGGACACGACGGUCUCCGAGGCGGUGCGGCUGAUGCCCAAGUGGCGCGAGCUGACCGCCCUCCUCUCGCGCCACGCCGCCGAGCAGCCGCACUCGCGCGCAAUAGUCUUUGUCGGCCGCCGCGACACCGUCUCUGCCCUCUGCGCCGCGAGGGCGUCGCACAGCGACGGCGCGGGUGCAGCCGGCAUGCCGCAGGCGGAGCAGCAGCGCGUGCUCGCAGCCUUCCGCGCGGGCGCGAUCAACGUCCUCAUCGCCACGAGCGUUGCGGAGGAGGGCCUCGACAUUGGUCAGGUCGACCUCAUCGUCUGCCUCGACGCCGUCGCCUCGCCGAUCCGCCUCGUGCAGCGCUUUGGCCGCACGGGCGCCUGCUACAGCCGCAAGCGGGACGGCGCGUGCGUCCUGCUGCUGACAGAGGCCGAGGAGCGACAGUACGAGGAGACGCAGCGGCAGGCGGCCCGGCUGCAGGCCGCUGUGGACAUCGGGCGGGGCAUCGACCUCUGCGCCGUCGAUCCGGCCCCGCUCUCCGCCGAGGACGUGCGCAACUUGCGUUGCCGCUUCACGCGGGCGCCGGCCCCGCACGCGAACCCAUCGCUGCCGGCGAACGCUUCGCUGGCGAAUCUCUCGCUGCCUCGGGGGACGGGGCGGUGA